AUGGCAGUGCUGAAGAUGAAGUUCACCCAGCAGAGGCGGGUGCGACUUGCCCAGGGACUCUGGCUGCUCUCCUGGCUAGCAGUGACGUGUGGGGCCUUCAUUUUUUCCCUGGGGGUUUAUAUCAAGAUAGAGCUGCUUCGUAGAGAUGAGGUGAUGGAGAACAAAGAGAUCCAUUGUGUACCCAACCUCCUAAUGAUGGUGGGUCUGGCCUCCAUCGGCGCCAACUGGGUUGCCAGUCGAGUGUGUCAGGACUCCCUGGAUGCCAGCCGCUUCCCGCGCUGGAAGGUGCUGUUGCUGCUCUGGUUUGCCGUGGCUGCGCUGCUGUGCUGCCUGCUUCUUACUGUGGUGAUCCUCAGUUAUGCCCUACAGGGGCGGCUGGAAGAGUCGCUGAAGGUUGGGCUGAGGAACGGCAUCCGGUUCUACAAGGACACGGACGUCCCUGGCCGCUGCUUUCAAAAGGAGACCAUUGAUCGCCUCCAGAUGGAGUUUCGCUGCUGCGGAAACAACAACUUCAAGGACUGGUUCGAGGUUCAGUGGGUCAGCAACCGAUACCUGGAUUUCACUUCCCAGGAAGUAAAGGACCGUAUCCGGAGUAAUGUGGAUGGUCGUUACCUGUUGGAUGGCGUUCCUUUUAGCUGCUGCAACCCAGCCUCCCCGCGUCCUUGCCUGCAGCGACACCUGACAGAUAGCAGGGCCCACUACAACUACGAAUACCAAUCAGAGGAGCUCAACCUGUACAGCCGUGGCUGCAGACAGGCCUUGACUGACUACUACAUGAGUUUGAUGAACUCAACCGGUCCUGGCGUGCUGUCAGUCAUCCUAAUCCAGAUCUCUGUGCUCCUGAGCAUGCGCUACCUGCAGACAGCUGUGGAAGGGGCCAUGGCUCUAGAGUCACCAGAGGGUGAAAGUGAGGGCUACAUCCUGGAGAAGGGCGUGAAGGAAACCUACGCCGACAUGAAAGCAAAGGCUGUCGAGCUCUUAAAAUUCGCUCAAGUUGAUCCAGCUUCAGAUGGUGAAGGGGGUGAGGAGGGGGAAAAAGAAGCUGAUGCUACGGAAAAAGCCGCCACUCCAACUCCAGCCAGCUAGAACAGGCAAAAAAAGAAAUCAAAGUGAGAUAAGAAGGAAGAGAGGGAGGGUGUGUGUCAAUGUUUUCUCUAUUUAUUUCCAUUUUUGGUUGUGUGACUUGGGUGGAAGCAGGAGGAACACCUGUUUUAAAACAGGCUGGAUUUGUGAUCCAUCUUUAAAGCAGCUGCAGCUCCCAUGAACAUGACCAGAACAC
This is a messenger RNA of Cyprinodon variegatus (sheepshead minnow), 1279 nucleotides long. RefSeq names its product retinal outer segment membrane protein 1 (gene rom1b). The coding region runs from base 1 to 1086 and encodes 361 amino acids. Gene Ontology annotation, cellular component: membrane. The transcript is spliced from 5 exons. The record is from RefSeq and is a predicted model, not a curated record. Gene Ontology annotation, biological process: visual perception. Lineage: Eukaryota; Metazoa; Chordata; Actinopteri; Cyprinodontiformes; Cyprinodontidae.